AACCUCAACCCUACUUCAUUCACGUAACUUCUUCAUUUCCAUUGGUCUCUGCAAGUGAACUCAGAAGUUAUACUUCCUUUUCUCUUUUAAGGAAUUCCCCGUCGAUCCAUGGCCGGUGGUGGAGGUGGAAGAUCUCUGGAGAAAACGUCAACUUGGGCAGUAGCCAUAGUUUGUUUUGUUUUGGUUUUGAUUUCAUUAAUCAUCGAAUACAUUAUUCAUCUUAUUGGAAAGUGGUUAAAGAAGAAACAAAAGGGAGCUCUUUAUGAAGCACUUGAAAAGAUCAAGUCAGAGCUUAUGCUAUUAGGGUUUAUAUCCUUGCUUCUAACGAUAGGACAAAGUCCAAUAUCAAACAUAUGCAUAUCAGAAAAAGUUGGAUCUACUUGGCAUCCAUGCAGCAAGAAGAAAGAAGUGAAUAUAAACAAGGUUGAAUUACCAGCAAGAGAAGAUGAGAAUCGCAGGAAACUUCUAAAGGUAUCAGAUUCCGGUGGAAGUCUCCGACGUUUAUUGGCUGGGGGAACCACCGACAAUUGUGGCACGGGUAAAGUCCCGUUUGUGUCGUCAGAUGGCAUUCAUCAACUCCACAUUUUCAUAUUCGUAUUAGCGGUUUUUCAUGUGCUUUACUGUGUCAUCACCAUGGCUUUGGGCAGAGCCAAGAUGAGACGGUGGAAAUCUUGGGAAAUGGAAACAGGAACAGCCGAGUACCAGUUCUCUCACGAUCCAGAAAGGUUCAGAUUUGCGAGAGAAACAUCAUUUGGGAGGAGACACUUGAGCUUUCCGACCAAGGCACCACUCCUUAUAUGGAUUGUUUGCUUCUCUAGGCAAUUUGUAAGAUCGGUUCCUAAAGUUGACUAUUUGACCUUGAGACAUGGUUUUAUCAUGGCACAUUUGGCACCUCAAAGCCACCAGAAAUUUAAUUUCCAAAAAUAUAUUAAUAGGUCAUUGGAAGAAGAUUUCAAAGUCGUUGUGGGAAUAAGUGCACCAAUUUGGCUUUUCGCGAUUAUAUUCUUACUCUUCAACACUCAUGGGUGGUAUACUUAUCUAUGGCUUCCAUUUAUUCCACUGAUUAUCAUCCUUUUGGUGGGGACGAAGCUACAGGUAAUAAUAACCCAAAUGGCACUUAGAAUUCAAGAGAGAGGAGAAGUAGUGAAGGGAGUGCCUGUGGUUCAGCCUGGAGAUGAUCUCUUCUGGUUCAACCGUCCUCGCCUUAUUCUUUACCUUAUCAAUUUUGUCCUCUUUCAGAAUGCCUUCCAGCUUGCGUUCUUUGCAUGGAGUUGGAAAGAAUUUGGGCUAAGAUCUUGUUUCCAUGAACAUUUGGAGGACAUAAUCAUCAGAGUUUCAAUGGGGAUCCUUGUACAAAUACUCUGCAGCUAUGUUACUCUCCCUCUGUAUGCCCUAGUAACUCAGAUGGGCUCAUCGAUGAAACCAACCAUCUUUAACGAGAGAGUAGCUGCAGCUCUAAGAAAAUGGCACCAAGCGGCUAAAAAACACAUUAAACGAAAGAAGGGACCUGUCUCUAUCACCCCCAUAUCUAGCAAACCAGCCACACCAUUGCAUCACUAUAUGUCUCCGUUGCACCUACUUAAAUACUAUCAAAAUGAAAUGGAUAGUCUCCAGAAUUCUCCUAAAAAAUCAAAUUUAAUUAGAUGGAAAAGCGAUACUCCGUCACCUUCUUACACUAACUAUCAAGGCAAUGAUUCAUCAUCGACCUAUCAUCCUAAUUCUGGCGAUGGAUCAUCUUCACAACACCACCACCAACUGCAACGGGUUGAACUAAGUUAUGGAAUAGAGUAUGAAAAGAAAGGCAAUAAUGAGGCAAGUUCAAGUGAAGUGAGACCAAUUUCACAACAUGAAAAUGAUGUAGAGCCAAAGGAAUUUUCAUUUGAUAGAAGAGCAAGUGUUUAAGCAAAUUAAGGAGGUAAAGCAAUUCUCUAGGCGGUGGAAUCUGCUUCCACAUAUGUGAGGGAAUUGAUGUACAGAUUGAAUCCAAUUGUCGUUUGAUGUGAGUAUGACGAAUAAAUAAAACAAAGAAUCAAUCAUCAAUAAAACAAACAAACAAAUAAAGCAUUGAGAGGAGACCAAAACCACUCAGGAAUUGGAUAUUUCAAGUGUAUUAUUCUAUCGUAAUGAAAUGUUGCAUAAAAUUAAUAAUGUUAGUAUAAAUAAUUAACCUCUGUCUUCUAUUAAUUUAUUUUUUAUUUUACGUUGUACUAUAUAACUGGAUUGGAUUAGCGUUAAGGCACUGUUCUUCCCUAAGAUCUCUUACCAGCCAAACACCGAGAUCCACUAACCAAUGCAAAAAUUCAUAAAGUCAUAAUAGGCUACUACUACUAUUAAACGCAAUGCAAGUCCAAUGUAUCCAAUUCAAGUAUUGCGCCGCAAUAAAAACACACCGCUUGUCGUGUUAAAGCUCCAGCAAAGUUUCAAUAAAAAGCUGAUACAAUACAAUCAGUUUCUGCAAAAUUUGCAAAACGACAAGCGUUGCCUUGAAAACCCUCCCCUUGUUUAUGCAACUUUCCCAGGGGCCAUGCCAUAUCCUGCUUUCUCUUUCUGCCCCUUGUUUUCUCUCUUCCCAACAAACCCACACCCCAAAUUCUAUCUGCUUUAUAAACGCAUACCCUUUUCCUUUUCUUUUCCAUAAAAAUUAAAACAGUAGAGAAAGAAAGAGGAGAUGGAGAUGGUGGUGGAAUUAUUAGGGAGGUUCGGCCGCCAGUGCUACGCAGUGUUGUGUUUAGGGGUGAUUCUCGUGUCUGCGAGUGUAGUUCGCUAUUUGUUUGAAGAUGAUGAGCUGAUAGACCAUCCUAAAGAACGCACGACUCCUAGCCUUCGUGCCAUUCAUGGCCCUCCAAUUCGUUCCAGCAAAAGCUUCUGCUAACUGACCCAACUAAGUCGUCUCCAGAAUUUUGUUUAUGUUUGUUAAUUACUAGUCUCUUUUUCCAUUUCAAUGGAAAGAGAUCAGGAGUUCUGUACGAAAAUGUUUGUUUUGGAUUUGAGGUAAAUGUUUGUUUUGGAUUUGAGGAAAUUGUUAAUAAAGAUUUUCUCGUUGUAAC
This is a messenger RNA of Manihot esculenta (cassava), 3047 nucleotides long. Its product is annotated as MLO-like protein 6. Gene Ontology annotation, cellular component: membrane. The record is from RefSeq and is a predicted model, not a curated record. The transcript is spliced from 15 exons. Bases 109 to 1902 code for a protein of 597 amino acids. Lineage: Eukaryota; Viridiplantae; Streptophyta; Magnoliopsida; Malpighiales; Euphorbiaceae. Gene Ontology annotation, biological process: defense response.